AUGUCAACUGAGACAGAACUUCAAGUGGCUGUGAAAACCAGCACAAAGAAAGACUCCAAAAAGAAAGGUCAGGAUCGCAGUGAAGCCACUUUAAUAAAGAGGUUUAAAGGUGACGGUGUCCGAUACAAAGCCAAGCUGAUUGGGAUAGAUGAGGUCUCUGCUGCACGAGGGGACAAGUUAUGCCAAGACUCCAUGAUGAAGCUCAAGGGAAUCGUCGCUGCGGCUCGUUCGAAAGGAGAACAUAAACAAAAAAUCUUCUUAACAGUUUCCUUUGGGGGAAUCAAAAUCUUUGAUGAAAAGACAGGGCUCCUCCAGCACCACCAUGCAGUUCAUGAGAUUUCAUACAUUGCAAAAGAUAUCACAGACCAUCGAGCGUUCGGAUAUGUGUGCGGAAAGGAGGGGAAUCAUAGAUUCGUGGCAAUAAAAACAGCCCAGGCAGCUGAACCUGUAAUUCUGGACUUGCGAGACCUGUUUCAGCUCAUCUAUGAACUGAAACAAAGGGAAGAAAUGGAAAAAAAGGCACAAAAGGACAAGCAGUGUGAACAGGCGGUAUACCAGACAAUUUUGGAAGAAGAUGUAGAAGAUCCUGUAUACCAGUACAUUGUGUUUGAGGCUGGACACGAGCCGAUCCGUGAGCCUGAAACGGAAGAAAACAUUUAUCAGGUUCCUACCAGCCAAAAGAAGGAAGGUGUUUAUGAUGUGCCAAAAAGUCAACCUGUAAGUCUGCAGAAUGGGAACUUAUUGCUGGACAUUGAUGAAAAUCUUGUUUCAGUCACUCAGGCUGUUACCCAACUAGAGCUUUUUGGGGACAUGUCCACUCCUCCUGAUGUAACCUCUCCCCCAACUCCUGCUACUCCAGGUGAUGCCUUUAUCCCAUCUUCAUCCCAGUCACUUCCUGCUAGUACAGACAUGUUUGGUUCUGUACCUUUCAGCACUGCUGCCGUACCCUCAGGUUAUGUUGCCAUGGGAGCUGUUCUGCCCUCAUUCUGGGGACAGCAACCACUUGUUCAACAGCAGUUGGCCAUGGGUGCUCAGCCUCCAGUCGCUCAGGUGAUGCAGGGAGGACAGCCGAUCGCGUGGGGCCAGCCCGGUAUUUUUCCUCCUACUCAGCAACCAUGGCCAUCUGUAGCUGGUCAGUUCCAACCAACUGCCUUCAUGCCAACACAAACUGUUUUGCCUUUACAAGCAGCCAUGUUUCAAGGUACCAUUGCUCCUAUAGCUACCGUUCCACCCACAAGUGAUUCCAACAGAUCGAGUCCACAGACAGACAGGCCCAGACAGAAAAUGGGAAAAGAAAUGUUUAAAGAUUUCCAGAUGGCUCAGCCUCCACCAGUGCCAUCAAGAAAACCAGAUCAGCCUUCCCUCAGUUGUACCUCAGAGGCCUUCUCCAGUUACUUUAACAAAGUUGGGAUGGCACAGGAAGCAGAUGAUUGUGAUGACUUUGACAUCUCUCAGUUAAAUUUGACUCCUGUGACUUCCACAACACCAUCUACAAACUCACCUCCAACCCCUGCACCCAGACAGAGUUCUCCAUCAAAAUCAUCAGCAUCUCAUACCAGUGAUCCUGCUGCAGAUGACCUCUUUGAAGAGGGGUUUGAAAGCCCAAGCAAAAGCGAGGAGCAAGAGGCUCCUGAUGGGUCUCAGGCCUCAUCCAACAGUGAUCCAUUUGGUGAGCCAACUGGCGAUACUAUAAGUCCACAGGUCGGUAGCUAG
Indicator indicator is the source of this 1713-nucleotide messenger RNA. It is a transcript of the gene DAB1, whose product is annotated as DAB adaptor protein 1. Lineage: Eukaryota; Metazoa; Chordata; Aves; Piciformes; Indicatoridae. The transcript has 14 exons. The coding region runs from base 1 to 1713 and encodes 570 amino acids. The record is from RefSeq and is a predicted model, not a curated record. Gene Ontology annotation, biological process: ventral spinal cord development; lateral motor column neuron migration.